CAGAUAUUUUGCACACAUUUCUGCACUUGCUUGGUGUGCUAUUUCAAGAAUCUCCCGUGUCUUUGUGUGCGACACAGUAGGGUAACCAAGGCCGUGAUCCGGAAUCUUUCUCAUAUUUUGCUCCAUCGCUCCACGUCGCCAGGGAGGCCUUUGCACUUACUCAGUUCAAGAUUUUUCUACCAUUUCAUCCGCAACUCUAUCAGUUGAAUGGCAGGGAGAUCAGAAUUUUAGAGAUCCGUGUCUGUUUGAUUCUCAGUCAGACUUGGCGAACUGGACAGUCGUAAGGAACUUAACGAGUUGUUCCCGUCCGAAGUUCUACGAGACACUCUCUGGAUCAUUUUAGCUGAAAAAUCCGUUCCGGUCCACUCCCUAUCGUGGCAGAGAAUAGUUCCACGGUGCUUCGAGGUUGACUUAAUGCGACAAGGCGUGCAGAUAAGCCAGUGAGUCUCAGUAAAAAGUGAGACCUCGCUCCUGCCGCAGCAGACUCUAUCCAGUCUCUUCCUCAACGAUGCUUACGAACUGAAGCGUUUCCGAUCUCUUCGGCCCAUCUGUCUCAGUCCUCUGCACAUAACAGAGUCGUUUGGUCUGCCGGUGCAUUGCUUUUGUCUCUUUGCUCCCGCGCACGGUAGAGGUUACCUCCUGUCUUUCAUCUGAGACCCUCCACUGUUUUGCCGACCGCGGACGCGUCACAAGAGGUUCAUCCUCACUGCUUUCAACCGUGGAUCCGCAACAUUGGCAGAAAAGUGCCGGGUUGCGCUUGCACGUCUGCUGAAGACCGUGAAGCUUUGUGAGGGCGGCGGCUCCGCCGAGUUUGUGGCUGAGCAGCAGGAGUUGCAUUUUCGUAUGGAUUCACCCUAUGCGAGGACUCUCCGUUGAAUCUCUCUGCAGUCUGGGACACGGGCACCGUCUUUGCGCUGCUUAGGCCUGGUCGGUUGGUCGACAGCUGAAAGAUGAAACGAGACUUUAGGUGCGGGAGUCUCUGUGGAGAAGCAACACCUCAUCCCCGGUCUACAACGUACAGCGACAUCUCGUACAGGUCUAGGGCCGUCAAUUAACUCUCAUACAGCGGGAGAGCGCCGGCCUAACAGAUCGCUCGAGCAGCGCUCAUCAACGAAGAAAGAACACUUCGCCCUUGACACAUUGCAGCGGGUGUUUCAGCUUUGAUCGCCACGGCUCCUUUCUUGCGUGGGUGCCCUGGUCUCUCUACAAAAACUGCUCCUCAGAAACCACUCCCUUCAGUGGUUCGUCACUGUCACGCUGAGAACGCGGUGCGCGACCAGUUGACGAGAACUUCGGGAGGGGAGGGAGUCUCGGAUGAUGAGCCACGUCGGAACGGCAAAGCGCACCAAGAAUCCGUCGCUCCGGUACCUUCAGCGUCUUCACCAUGGGUCAGGGAGGCUCGAAGAAGAAGGGAAGCAUCGGGGCACAGCUUCGCGAGCAAGCAAAGCUUAUUAAGCGCGUUCAGGAGUACCUGAAGAAGCUGGACAAGUUGUUUGCAGAAUGGGAGAAAACUCAUCGCGGCAUUAGCCGAGCUACUGAUUCAUUCUUCAGCGCAGGGACUCCGUACCGGGACAAUGCUGUCGCCAUCAUGCAGCAUCUGAAAAUCUUCGAGAAGGCACGGGCGGAUCUGCGCCCUCAAAUCGUGGCUGUCGGGCAAACUGCCAAGGAACUCUUGAAGAAAGCAAAAAGCAUUGAGAAAUUGGUAGAGGAUCGAGACCAGCUUUCUCGGAAAGUUACGGCGCACAACAAGAAAUUAAACCGAUUGAAAACUAGAAAUUCGGAACGGCCGGAUGCGAAGACACAGCAAGACAUUCUAAAGGCCGAGGAGAAGCUUAACGCCAUGACGAAUCAGUUCAAAAUAAAAGAGAUGCAAGCGCAGUUCGAGACAAACAACGCAAUGAACACCAAGUACCUGGAUGCAGCUACGCUUGUCCACAGGAGUGUGCUGAUCGCCGUGACCUUCCUGCGUGUGACGACACCGGAGAUGCUUAAGGCAGAAGGAUAUCUCGGAGUCGUUCAACCGAAGGAUACUGGCGUACAUCCCUUGGGUAGAAGUGGUAGUGGGCAGCCGGUGAUGUUUCAGCUUGGGGGGAACCCGUCGAUCUCACCUGAUCCAAUACAGUCUGAGAUGCGGCCUGUUUCUCCUAGUAACGGAUUUGGUCCUAUAAUGCCCACUGCUCCGAACUCGCCAACACAUAUGGGUUCAAGUAUUCGCCAUGGCAAUGAAUGGGGCCCGAGCGAGUCUCCUGUUGCUCAGCAAGAGGGAGCAAGGGGUUUAAACGGUGUCGCGAACGGACACUCUUCAAGCACGACCUCUCCACAUGACGAGGUCAUGGGACACUCGAUGGAUUCGACGAGCUGUAAUGAAGUCUUUCAGCAUGGGAUCCUUACUCAGAAAUACAAAGAGGGCAUGGUGCAGAUUGCAGAAUUGCGGAAUCCUUUCGAUCCAGAAAUAUAGCGGGGGGAGAGCUGGCAAGACAGUUGUCCCCAAGAACGUGGGCAAUCACACCAGCGCUAAAGAGGGGCUGCGGUAACGCUAUGAGUACGAUGAGCGUCCUGGAUUGUUCGAGGGAGGGUAAGAUAUGUCACGACGCGACGGAGGUGUCUGAGUUCUGUCCACCCGUUUAGGAGAACAGAUGAUUCAACUGGUGGACAAUGCGAAGAGAACUCGCUGCAAAGUCGGAAUUAUGCCUUUCCUCGCUGCAUUACCUCCGAGGUCUUGCGGCACACAGGGGCACUUCUGCGUACACGGUUUGGUGUGACCCAUAUAGUAGGAUUUGUGAUCCUUAGCUUUAUUUCCUCUGUAAUAUGCUUGACAAUUUGUGAUGGUGACGGUGGGAAACUGGAAUAUGAUUGUUCGAGGCGGGCGUUGCCGCCUGUCUCCUCGUAUGGGCAGCUUUCAGAGGGUUGUACGUGCAAGCACCAGUUGUUCUAUCCACCGUGUCGCGCGACAGCGAUGAGGUGCCGAUCCUUUGUUGAAAUAUUUAAUACUGUGAUUAACGUAGCAUGCGGCAGACCAGCAUCCUUAACAGUGUUAUUUUUGCCCAUUUUCUACGCUGCCUAACUUGUAUGCGGUGUUCGAGAUCGGCUGCUGCGUUGAUGAUUCCUGAUAUUUGUUUGAAGACUGUGGUUGAGGUAUGGGAAGUCCAGGAUGUAUUCCGCCGCAUGACUUCUGACUGUUCUGAACCAGCUCUGAACCGUGUUUCGAGGGAACAGUUUCCGCACUCGACAGUUGUGGUUCAGCGUCGUGGCCUGCGUUUUUCGAAGUCAAAUGUUCCGAUAAAGGACUUCCCUGG
Messenger RNA from Toxoplasma gondii ME49, 3296 nucleotides. RefSeq lists its product as hypothetical. The transcript is spliced from 9 exons. The record is from RefSeq and is a predicted model, not a curated record. NCBI's taxonomy places the organism in Eukaryota, Apicomplexa, Conoidasida, Eucoccidiorida, Sarcocystidae. Bases 1385 to 2458 code for a protein of 357 amino acids.